AUGAGUGAAUCAGAAUCUGACUUUAGUGAAAGUGUACACAGUGAAUCUGAUUUUGAUGAUUUCGAUGGUUCCUUCGAAAAGAAGAAAUCAUCACAAUCAUCCCAAUCAUCGCAAAAGAAAUCCAAACCUUUAGGAGAUUCAACUAAUGUCACUGAAAUGAUAAAUUCACAAACUAAGAAAACAGCAUCAGAUCAAUACCAGAGAUUAUCUCAAUUGGAACAUAUUUUGAAAAGACCCGAUACUUAUAUUGGAUCAGUUGAGAGAUCACCUGUUGAAAUGUGGUGUUUUGAUGCCACUACUGAACAAAUGGUAUAUAAAGAAGUAUCUAUCGUACCUGGAUUGUAUAAGAUAUUCGAUGAAAUUCUUGUCAAUGCUGCCGAUAAUAAGAUCAGAGAUCCUACCAUGAAGAAUAUCAAGGUAAAAAUUGAUCCUGAGAACAAUUUGAUUGAAGUUAUGAAUGAUGGGAAAGGUAUUCCAGUUGAAAUCCAUGAAAAGGAAAAGAUAUAUAUCCCGGAAUUAAUCUUUGGUAACUUAUUAACUUCAUCUAAUUAUGAUGAUGAUGAGAAGAAAGUUACUGGGGGUAGAAAUGGGUAUGGGGCCAAAUUAUGUAAUAUUUUCUCUACAGAAUUUCAAUUGGAAACGGCUGAUGCCUCUCAUGAGAAGAAUUAUAAACAACUUUGGUCAAAGAAUAUGUCAGUAGUACAAAAACCCAAGAUUACAAAGAUGAAAUCCAGUAAAGAAUUCACCAGGAUUACUUUCAAACCCGAUUUAGGUAAAUUUGGUAUGGAUUCUUUAGAUGAAGAGACUUUAUCAGUAUUAAGAAGAAGAGUUUAUGAUUUAUGUGGUACUGUGAAAGACUGUAAUGUUUAUUUGAAUGAUAAAAGAUUAAGUAUUAGGAAUUUCAAGAGUUAUGUGGAAAUGUAUGUUAAGGCCAUUAAGGAAAGAAAUCCUGAACCUGAAGAUGAAGAGAAGAAAUAUCAAACUAUCGUUCAUGAAGUAUUUAAUGAUAAAUGGGAAAUAGCUUUUGCUGUUAGUGAUGGGACUUUUAAUCAAGUAAGUUUUGUUAAUUCUAUCGCUACUACAACUGGAGGAACUCAUGUGAAAUUUGUUUCUGAUGCCAUUAUUUCAAAAUUGAUUGAACAAGUAACUAAGAAAGAGAAAGGGAAGAAGAAAUUGAUGAUCAGACCUCAAGAAGUUAGAAAUAAUAUGUUCUUAUUUGUUAAUUGUUUGAUUGAAAAUCCAGCUUUUACUUCUCAAACUAAAGAACAAUUGACUACCAAGACCAGUCAAUUUAACUCUAAAGCUAAGGAUAAGUUGGUAAUCAAUGAUCAAUUCAUUACCAGGAUCUUAAAGACUUCCAUUGUAGAUAAAAUCAGAUCUAUCGCUAAUGCUAAUGAAGAUAAAGCAUUACAAAAAGCUGAUGGAUCAAAGAAAUCAAGAGUUAAAGGACAAGUGAAAUUAGUUGAUGCUAAUAAAGCAGGAACUAAAGAAGGUCAUAAAUGUACAUUAAUUUUGACUGAAGGGGAUUCAGCUUUAUCAUUAGCUGUGGCUGGUUUGGCAGUCAUAGGUAGAGAUUAUUAUGGAUGUUUCCCAUUAAGAGGUAAACUUUUAAAUGUUAGGGAAGCUUCUACUGAACAAGUAAGUAAGAAUGCCGAAAUCAAUGCUUUAAAACAGAUUAUUGGAUUACAACAUAAAAAGAAAUAUACUGCUGAAAAUAUCAGUAGUUUAAGAUAUGGUAGUAUUAUGAUUAUGACAGAUCAAGAUCAAGAUGGUUCUCAUAUUAAAGGAUUAAUCAUUAAUUUCUUAGAAUCAAGUUUCCCUGGAUUAUUAGAAAUCCCCGGGUUUUUAUUAGAAUUCAUUACUCCUAUUGUUAAAGUUACUAUAAGUCAAAGAGGUGGAGGGAAGAAAAUCAUCCCUUUUUAUACGAUGCCAGAAUUUGAACAAUGGAGAGAAACUGAAGGUACAAGAUGUAGAUGGAAACAGAAGUAUUAUAAAGGGUUAGGUACAUCAACAGAUGUUGAAGCUCGUGAAUAUUUCUCUGCCUUAGACAAACAUUUGAAAAGAUUCCAUGCCAUUCAAGGGAAUGAUCCUGAAUAUAUUGAUUUAGCAUUUUCUAAGAAGAAAGCUGAUGAAAGAAAAGAUUGGUUACAAAAUUUCCAACCAGGAACUCAUCUUGAUCCAAAUUUACAGAUCAUUCCUAUAGGAGAUUUCAUCAAUAAGGAAUUAAUUUUAUUCUCAAUGGCUGAUAAUGUAAGAUCCAUUCCUUCAGUUUUAGAUGGGUUUAAACCUGGUCAAAGAAAGGUUCUUUUUGGAUGUUUUAAGAGAAAUUUGAAAUCUGAAAUCAAAGUAGCUCAAUUAGCUGGUUAUGUUUCAGAACACACCGGUUAUCAUCAUGGAGAACAAUCAUUGGUUCAAACCAUUAUUGGGUUAGCCCAAAAUUUCAUUGGAUCUAAUAAUCUUAAUUUAUUGAAACCAAACGGUGCUUUUGGUACCAGAGCUGCCGGUGGUAAAGAUUUCUCUGCUGCUCGUUAUAUUUUCACUGAAAUUAAUGAAAUCACUCGGAAAAUCUUUAAUCCUUUAGAUAAUGCGUUAUUGAAUUAUGUUCAAGAAGAUGAACAAACAGUUGAACCCGAAUGGUAUGUACCAAUUAUCCCCAUGUUAUUAGUUAAUGGUACGGAAGGGAUUGGUACUGGGUGGUCGACUAAUAUUCCAUGUUAUAAUCCUAAAGAUUUAGUUAAUAAUUUAAAGAAAAUGAUGAAUAAUGAAGAAUUAGAUGAAAUGAUGCCAUGGUAUAGAGGUUGGGAAGGUAAUAUCGAACCUUUAGGUAAAGAUAAAUUUAAAGUCCUGGGGAGAAUUGAAGAAAUUGAUGAUACUACAUUAGAAAUUACUGAAAUCCCCGUUAAAACUUGGACUAAUAACAUUAAAGAAUUCUUAAUUAGUGGGUUAGGUAAUGAAAAGACCAAACCUUGGAUUAAAGAUAUGGAAGAACAACAUGGUAUAAAUAUCCGAUUCAUCGUUAAAUUGAUUAAAGAAGAAAUGGAGAAAUCUUAUAAGGUUGGAUUAUUAGAAAGGUUUAAAUUAGUUUCUACCAUCAACUUAACCAAUAUGGUAGCGUUUGAUCCUAGAGGGAAAAUUAAGAAAUAUGAAUCACCUCUUGAAAUCUUAAAAGAUUUCUAUUAUGUUAGAUUAGAAUAUUAUCAAAAACGUAAGGAUUUCAUGACCGAUGAUUUAACUAACCAAUUGACUAAAUUGACAGAACAAGCCAGGUUCAUUAAAUUGAUCAUUGAUAAGCAAAUAUCCGUUUCUAAUAAGAAAAGACUCGAAUUGGUAGAGAUUUUAAGUAACCAUAACUUCAAAAGAUUCAAUAAAGAAGGGAAGAUUGUUGAAGAUCAAGUAUCGAUUGAUGAAGAUACUGAGAUGGAUAUUGAAGAACAAGAAGCCAAUGCAGAUAUCAGUGAAUUGAAUGCUACAGGAGUUAAUAAUGAUGAUGAUGAAAAUAGACCAGAAAAUGUUUAUCAACAAUAUGAUUAUUUAUUAGGAAUGUCAUUAUGGUCAUUAACCAAAGAAAGGUAUGAGAAAUUAUUGAAACAAAGAGAUGAUAAACAAGAAGAAUUGACCAGAUUAUUGAGGAAAUCAGCUAAAGAUUUAUGGAAUGAAGAUUUAGAUGAGUUUUUGAUUGCUUGGGAAAAAUUCUUGGAAUUAGAUUUUGAAGCUAGAUCCAGUGUUAUUCCUCUGAAGGGAACCAAGAGAAAGGGUAAAAGAGUAAUGAAUAAACCUAAGUUGGAAAAGGGAGACAGUAAGAUUAAGAGAGUUAAAUUGGAGAAAUCUGAUAGUAAAUUAAAAGCUUCUCAGAGUUAUAGUCAAUCCCAAUCACAACUUCCAACCCAAGCAUCACAACUUCCAACCCAAGCAUCCCAAUCCCAAUCACAACCUUCAACCCAAGUUCAAGCAUCUCAAUUAUCACAAUCAUCUUCAACACCUAAAAAACAAUCUCAAUUACCUGAAUUCUUCUCGCCUCAAACUAAACCAAUCAAGCAAGAAAAAAGAAUCAUCAGUAUCUUUAGUGAUAGUGAAGAUGAUGAAUUGUUAGGUUUAAAGCCAUCAGCCCCUCCAACAAAACAACCUCAUCCAAUACCUCGUGCUGAACCAACAAUUCCCAAAGUAGAAAAAUCAAUUCCCAAAACAGAAAAACCAAAAGAAUCUUCUCAAAAAAGAUCUAGAACUCCUGGUCAAUCUCCUUCACCACCUCCUAAAAGAAAAACCAAAUAUAAAGUAAUUGAUCUGGACUCCGAAUCAGAGGUUGUAUCGGAAUCAGAUGCCAUUUCAGAAUCAUCUUUUAAUGAAUCUGAUGAUUCUUAUGAUUAA
Molecule: messenger RNA, 4365 nt
Organism: Yamadazyma jaroonii
Lineage: Eukaryota; Fungi; Ascomycota; Pichiomycetes; Serinales; Debaryomycetaceae
Source: the annotation of a GenBank genome assembly